Messenger RNA from Protopterus annectens (West African lungfish), 4729 nucleotides. RefSeq names its product O-GlcNAcase (gene OGA). The record is from RefSeq and is a predicted model, not a curated record. Gene Ontology annotation, molecular function: beta-N-acetylglucosaminidase activity. NCBI's taxonomy places the organism in Eukaryota, Metazoa, Chordata, Ceratodontiformes, Protopteridae. Gene Ontology annotation, biological process: glycoprotein metabolic process.
GUUUCUAUGGAAGACCCUGGACAAUGGAACAGAGAAAAGAACUUUUUAGAAGACUUAAAAAAUGGAAACUGAAUACAUAUCUUUAUGCACCAAAAGAUGAUUAUAAGCAUAGGAUGUUCUGGAGGGAGCUCUAUUCUGUGGAAGAAGCAGGUUACGCACUUUGGUUGCAAGUCAUUUGCUCUGCUGUUUGAUGACAUUGAUCAUAACAUGUGCCCUGCUGAUAAAGAAGUGUUCAGUUCAUUUGCACAUGCUCAAGUAUCUAUUACUAAUGAGAUUUAUCAGUAUCUUGGUGAACCAGACACCUUCCUUUUUUGCCCUACAGGCCCCAAAGUGGUAUCUAAGGAAAUUUCAGUUGAAUCCAUUGAAGAGGUGUCUAAAAUUAUCAAGAGAGCACCAGUAAUUUGGGAUAAUAUUCAUGCCAAUGACUAUGACCAGAAGAGAUUGUUUUUAGGACCAUACAAAGGACGCUCCACAGAACUGAUUCCAAGGUUGAAAGGAGUUCUAACCAAUCCAAACUGUGAAUUUGAGGCCAACUUUGUAGCAAUUCACACGCUGUCAACUUGGUACAAGUCCAAUAUGAAUGGAGUUAGAAAAGAUGUUGUGAUGGCUGACAGUGAAGAUAGCACAAUAUCAAUCCAGAUAAAACUGGAGAAUGAAGGCAGUGAUGAAGACCUUGAAACAGAUGUUCUGUACAGCCCACAGAUGGCACUUAAGCUUGCUUUGCAAGAGUGGCUGCAAGACUUCGGAGUGGCUCAACAGUACAACAAUCGGCAGGUGGCUCACAGUGGCCCUAAGACUAGUACAAUUGAUAGUACAGCACUGGGUACAUCUUCAUCUCUCCAUGCUACAACCAUGGUAACCACAGUUUACCAACAACCAAUCAUGAGCCAAGGUACAGGUUUAACUGGGGAGUCUUCACCAGUUACAAAAGAAGUUGCAACAACGGUGGAAGAAGAAAAGAAGCAACAAUUUGAUGAAGAACCAAUGGAAAUGGUGGUUGAAAAGCCAGAGGAAACUGACACUAAGAAUGUUGAUGAGAUACUAACAGAUAUUGUGAAAUCUAAGCUGACGGAGGAGUUGAAACCAAUGGACACUGAUAAAGAGAGUAUUGCAGAAUCAAAGUCCCCAGAAAUGUCUGUGCAAGAUGAUUCUGGGAGUGAUAUAGCUCCAAUGCAAACAGAUGAUCAGAUAAGUAAAGACCAAUACCUGCCUGGUCCUAAUGAGAAGCCACUGUAUACAGUUGAGGCAUUAACGCUGGAGGAUAUGAAUUUGCUGGCUGAGCUGUUCUACCUUCCUUAUGAACAUGGACCCAGAGCUGUGCAGAUGCUUAGGGAAUUCCAGUGGCUUCGAGCAAAUAGCAGCGUUGUUAGUGUUAACAGCCGGGGAAAAGACACUGAAGGUGCCGUAGUCAAUCUUCAGCACAGUUCUUAAGUGGAGACCAAGAACCCUGGGCCUUUAGAGGUGGUCUAGCAGGAGAGUUCCAGCGCAUGUUGCCAAUUGAUGGUGCAAAUGAUCUCUUCUUUCAACCACCUCCACUGGUACCAACCUCGAAAGUUUAUACAAUAAGACCAUACUAUCCCAAAGAUGAGGCAUCUGUGUUUGGAAUCUGCAGAGAUAUGUAUAGUGAUGAAAUAUCAGAAGAUUCUUUUGCAGAACACCCUGAUCUAAUUGGAGACAAAUUAGUUGGUGGUCUGCUUGCUCUAAGUCUUGAUUACUGCUUUGUUCUUGAAGAUGAAGAUGGUAUCUGUGGGUUUGCCCUUGGGACAGUAGAUGUGAAACCGUACAUUAAGAAGUUUAAGAUGUCAUGGUUACCAUACAUGCAGGAGAAGUACAGCAAACCUGAUACAACUAAGGCCCUUUCUGAGGCUGAAAAAAUCAUUUUGAGUUUCCAUGAAGAUGAUGAUGAGCUACCAGAGUCAUUUCUUGCCAAUUUUCCAUCCCUGAUAAAAGUGGAUAUUCACACGAAAGUUUCAGAUCCAAGUGUUGCCAAAAGCAUGAUGGCAUGCUUACUGUCUUCCCUUAAGGCCAAUGGAUCUCGUGGGGCAUUUUGCAAAGUGAGACCAACUGAUAAAAGAAGUUUGGAGUUUUACAGUAAACUCGGUUGUUUUGAAAUUGCUAAAAUGGAUGGCUUCAGCAAAGAUGUUAUUAUUCUUGGAAGGUGCCUUUGACAGUGCUGGAAGUUAUCGAACUGUUAAGGAAUAAAGGUUUUACAGCAGAUGAGCUGGUCAUAGUUCUUCCCGUUACAUAGACUUAGCUGAGCCAACUACAUGUCAGUUUUAACUGUUGCAGUAGCAGGUGCAUGUCUUAAUACCUGCCAACUCAUUAUAAGGAGAGUUCCUAAUUCAUUGGUAGGUGGGCAGUUAAUGGAGACCACGCAUAAGAAAUGAUGUCCUGUCACAGCAGUGAGCUGUACAUUACAGAAGUGCUGUAUACAUAGAAUGCCUUUUAAUUAACUGCAGUGGUUGCAAACUAUGGCUGAAGUCUGAGUGUCCAGCAUUUGCAUUUUAUAAAAUCUAACAUUCAUAAUGUAAAGUAGACCUGUAAAAUUUUAUAAACAUGAAUAAUAGACUGAAUAUUCAGGAUUAGCUAGUAAAAGUGGUCUCCAUUUGUACCUCAUAAAAGAGGUAUAUGCUAAAUUCACUACUGUAUAAGGAAGCAACACUGAAUUCUGGAACUGAUUUCUGAAUUGGUGCUGCCUUAUUUGGAAACUUGCAAACAGUGUUGGUUCAGCAGACUGAUUCAACUGUGAUUGGUUCAAACCAUAUCUGAUUUUACCAGAACAGUAACUAAUGGUCACUAGUUGAGGCCAGUGUCUGCCGCGCCAUGAUAAAUCAGUGUGCAAACCAUUGACAAUCUAGGUGUAAUGAGAGGGUUUUUUGUAAGUAAUCUGUCAGUGCCAGUGUGCUCAUGCAUGUACUCUGUAUGCAGUGGAAGAGCAACUUUAUGGAGUUUACCCACUUAAAUAAGUUGAGUAAACUGAGUGACGAAAGCUGGGUAGAAGUUUCUUGUUUGUCCAUUAUUCCUCUCAGAACUGUCAGUCAUUUGGCAACCCUGGCCACAUUCCCCAUUUGGCACCUCCACCCUUUACAGACCGGCAAAACUUACUAGUUAGAUGCAUAGUACCCCCUUGCUAAAUUGUAGCAGAGCUGCUGUGUAAAUACAGCUCUGCUAGUUCUAUCAAGCAUUCACUCUCUUGUUUUUUUAAGCAGCCAUGAAUGUUUUCAAGGACCGAUCAACACCUCUUCUAAAAUGUUGAACUCACCCUUUAAGUACUUAUGCCUGAGCAGUCCUCUUCUCCCCACUGAUCUUGAGUGUUUAGAGCUUUUUGCCAUUGAAACAGUGUAUGCAAAUAAGAUGAACCACAAGAGAAUUGCCAUCAUUUGUAUGAGCUUGAAAAAGUGAUGAAGACUUAUUGCUUGUAAGUAAUUAUUUUGCUGUCUGUGGAUUGAAACUGGGGUGAGCUUUCAUGUUCUAGUAUCUCUUGCUUUACUGUGUGUGGACGUGCACAUGCUGAAAGUUCAGACUACUUAGCAAGUUUGUAGAUGUAUUUGUAGAACUGGCUUUUUAUCAGAACUGUGGAUCUCGGUGUAUUAGUAAGGGCAUCAGCACUUAUGUCUGAAAGAUUGUGGAUUGUAGUCUGCUCAGUGGAAGUGGUCUGUUUUCAUACUUGGCAGUAGUGUUAUAUUUUUAAUUUGCGUUCUUUACCUGCACUACUGUGUGAGCCCUCCAGUUUUCUUCUACCUGUACCUGUUCCAUUCCCUUUCUUGCUGGCAUGUAGGUGUGCUACCCUGGGAUUUCUCCAAAUCCACACAAUCUCCUCUUCAGCUGAUUGGGAGUCAUUGAGUAGAGUGCCAUUGGUGUUGGUGCUGUCUGACCAGUUCUGUCUUACUGAGUUUAUUUUUAAUCUAGCAUUUUUUUUAAUUAGUGAAGCAUAUGGUGUGCAUUAACAUCUUAGUGCUUGGCUGUCUGGUUUAGGUUCUGACUGUGGUAUCUUCUGUACAGAGUUUUCAUGUCUACCCUGUUGUUUCUGUGUGUUUAUUUCCAAGUGCUCAGGUGUCUUUCUUCAUCCCAUUGAGCUGGCAGGCCUUCAAGUUGCCUUUAAGUGUGUGUCCAUGUCAGUCCUGCAGUUGAUUGGUGUUGCAGCAGAUGACAUAAUGAGUUCAGAAAUUGUUCUCUGCUUUGCACCCAUUAGUAGCCAGUGGCCUUUGAUCCUGGAAAUAGUAGCUUAAGUAGAGCACUGUUUUGACUCUAAAAUAUGAAGUGCUUUCAUUCCAUUCCUUUUCUCGUGAAAUGGCUGGUAAUCACAGUCCUUUCCCCAUCCACUUAAAGCAAGUGUUUUGUUAUUCUUGGUGUAUCUUGUCCUCCUUUUUCACUACUACUUUUUGCAAGCAAGUACAAGUGCUGCUUUGUGCUGUUAGCUGCUUUGAAGUUUUAGUUUUGGGUGUGUGACAAGAUUUCCAGCCAGACUAUGCUGUCUCAAAACUAAUAGUGAUAUUAUUCAUCUGCUUCCCCUUUGUACUAGCAGCUUGGUGUGUGUGGCACUUAGUUGUGCUGCUGUUUAAAUUUCCAGCUCCAUAUCUGUGCUUAAAGUUAGAGGAGAAAAAAGAAAAAGACAGUGCAAUCUGAACAGUGACUGAAGCAGGGGAAAACCCAUUGAUGAUCUUCGUGUUUCACUGUUGCAGUCAUCACACUUGAGUUACCUGCCUGCAGAUAGCCCUCAGUCUGCCCG